AUGGCCAAAGAGAACUGGUUCAUAUGUUUCAACAUGGUCUUCGUCGAUCAGAGGUUUACAGGUUCCAGUUUCAAGGUGAUGGGGGACUUUCCAGGCACUGCCCACAACGGUGAAUGGGCAAUCGUUGGUGGGACCGGAGAGUUUGCAUAUGCACAUGGUGUCAUCGCCUUCAAGAAGACCCAACAAUCCGAGAGAAACGCUAGGAUCGAGCUUCAUGUUCGUGCUAUGUGCCUCUCCUUCUUAAGACCUCUGCUUUCUCUAGGUGACGGGAGCGCCAUCGCCAAGAUCGGCCCUUGGGGUAAAAUAAGUGCGGACUUACUCGACAUCCCCACGACACCGCAGCGUCUAGAGCGCAUCACCAUCCGCCACGGUGUUGUCAUUGAUUCACUUGCAUUUUCCUUCAUUGACAAAGCUGGUGAACCAUAUAACGUUGGCCCGUGGGGUGGCCCACGUGGGGAUAACAAAGACACGAUCGAGCUUGCCGCUUCAGAGAUCGUUAAGGAAGUCUCUGGGACAGUUGGUGUCUUCGCAGAAGAUAAUGUCGAAUAUAAUGCUAUAGCAUCCCUCACCAUUACCACAAAUGUCCGCACGUACGGUCCCUUCGGAGAAACACAGAGCACCCCUUUCAGUGUUCCUGUGCAGGACAAUAAUAACAUCGUGGGUUUCUUUGCGUGCGCUGGUAAAUACGUGGAGGCGCUCGGGGUUUACGUGCGUUCACCCGUUUCAACCUAG
Molecule: messenger RNA, 732 nt
Organism: Triticum turgidum subsp. durum (durum wheat)
Lineage: Eukaryota; Viridiplantae; Streptophyta; Magnoliopsida; Poales; Poaceae
Source: the annotation of a GenBank genome assembly